CUCCCGCACAGCUCAACGUCCAUCGAACGCAGCAUCAAGUUCAAAACAUAACGGAAAUACGGAGGAGGGAGGGUGUUCUAAGAGGAAUAUCGGCGCUUAGCAACUAAUUAACCAGCAGGAGGAUAUACACAGACGUUUCUGAGCUGCGCCGGAGCGAUUGGUCCACAGUUCCCCCUCCAUCCAGUCAGACCAGUGGCCGUCAGCCCAGUAAGCUGCUUGAGGUGUCUCGUAGCUGCGGAUUUCAAGCGUUAUGGGACAAUAGCUGUGGGGCAUCAAAGCUCUCCCUCCUCCUCCUCCUCCUCCUCCUCCCCCAUUUCUUUUCCUCUCAGCUUGACUUUCCACUGAAACCCUCCCUCCCAACCCCCCUAUAACAAAUAUACAGUCACGCACACAAACACACACAAACACCCACACACACACACACACAUCCAACCCCUCUGACCACUCCUCCAUCCACGCUGGUCAUGGUACACUCCCCCUGUCUCUCUCCAGCCAGUCAGGCAGGGAGUCAAUGAAAGCUGUGUAAUCCUCUGUAAAAUAUAGGGCCUAUACGGCUGCAUAUGCUCCCUUUUGUUAUGGCGGCGGUUGUUGUCGGAGAGGCCUCCCUCAGGAGAGAACACGAGGGAAAACAGGAGGCAGCAUAAAGCUCACAAAAGGGAGGAAGAGAGAGAGGGAGAGUCAAGCAAGAGAGAGAGAGUUGGGAGACACCAACACUGCCCCCGUUUAUUUGACUGCAGGAGAAUGAGCUUUGCGGGGAAACAAAUGGAAUUCAUCGGUGGGUGAAAAAAACAUGAUGUGGGACUGGCAUCACCACCCCGCGCCAAUCGAAACUUGGACCAACUGUCAUCAACUUUGGAGAUAUUUGCCACAUACUCACCUACACCGAGGAAUGCAGUGAAAUAGAGAAAAGUAGACACAACUUUUUUUUUUUUUUUUUUAACUUUUCUUGGUUUUAAAAUAUUUUUCUAUUCGCCCUCUCCUUGGUGGUCUCUUUGAUUGACAGCCUACCAAAAGUGCCUUUUUUCGUGUGACUUUUGAGGGUCUUUUUGCUCCACAUUCAAAGUUCAUAUUGCCAUAGAUUAUUUUACAACUUUUCCACACAUGAAUCAUCACAUUCAUUGACUGUUGCCAUAUUUUUGAGAGGAUACAUAACAUAUUUGAAUCAACUCAAGCCUCCAAAAUACACAAUCUUCGACAAUCUUCACCUUCCUGAGUUUUGUUUCUGCUUGUGGGGUGCUGACACAACCUCCGCGUUAAAUCACCAAAAGUCACGUUUGCCCAAAACUAGCGUGACUUUCUGCACAGCCUCGUCCGGACCUUUUUUUUUUUUGUGUUGCUUUGACAACGCAAAGCCUUCGCCAUGGUCAGUUUCCAGUCCAAAUGGCGCUACCUUUUCAUGUUCCUGGGCAUCCAGCUGAUGGUCAUGGCGCUGCUGUCCCGAGAGGGCUACCAGAAGAGGGUCACCUACUUCAUCCGCAUCUUCCGUAAGCCAGACGCCACUGGUUUGUCGAACCGUAACCACUCAGUAGCCAGCAUCACUGGAGGGGAUGUGUAUGCCAACCUCUCCCACCUACCCAAACCUCACGGUCAUGGAGACGCCAUGUCAUACUGCCCUAAGACGUCCCCUCUGAUAGGUGGGCCAAUCCACGUCAGCUUCCCGUCAGGGCUCACUCUAGCGGAUGUUCAGAGGAAAAACCCUCUGGUGGUGCGCGGAGGACGCUACAGGCCACCUGACUGUGAGGCGAGGCAUCGGACUGCCAUCAUCAUUCCCCAUAGACACAGAGAGCAUCACCUUAAGUUCCUGCUCUACUACAUGCACCCUUUUCUGCAGCGGCAACAGCUCAACUACGGGAUUUAUGUCAUUCAUCAGGCUGGAAACUACACUUUUAACAGGGCCAAGCUGAUGAACGUGGGUUUCCGGGAGGCCAUGAAGGAGGAAGACUGGGACUGCCUCUUUUUCCAUGAUGUGGACCUCAUUCCAGAGGACGAUCGCAACACAUACGUCUGUGACUCCAACCCCAAACACGCAGCCAUCGCCAUGGACAAGUUUGGUUACAAGCUUCCAUACAAGAUGUACUUCGGAGGAGUGUCAGCUCUGACGCCACUGCACUACCUCAAAAUGAAUGGCUUUCCCAACAACUACUGGGGCUGGGGCGGAGAGGAUGAUGAUAUUGGAGUCAGGGUGUCUCUGGCGGGGAUGUACAUCACUCGUCCAUCUCUAAAAGUGGGCCGUUACAAGAUGAUUAAGCACAAGCUGGACAAAGGAAAUGAUGUGAACCCAAAGAGGUUCAACAUGCUUGCCAAGACGCGUCAGACCUGGAAGCAGGACGGGAUGAACACAGUUGACUAUGAGGUAAUCUCACGGAGAUACCUGCCCCUCUACACCAACAUCACUGUCAACAUCGGCACUGAGACCGGUCUACAUCCAAACCCCCCGACGCCACCUCCACCUGCCAAAGCUGCAGAAAAACCUGCAGCCGGAGCACCAGCGAAAGGCUCAACCAAACUCAAAGAGGACCACUCAGAGAAAUAGUCUACCCUAAGAGACCACGAAUCAUGUUUCACUCUGCUUUUACUUCAGUGGGAUAAUCCUAUCAGUGCAUGCUGUAGGAGUUUUUUCUCUGUGGUGGCCUGGGUUUUAUUUUGGGUUUUUUUGUUGUUGUUGGUUUUAAUUUUCUUUCAUGUGUUGGUGGAGGAUUUAUUUAGCAGAGAAUCAACAUCAUGCUCAGCCAGAGAUUCUCCUCUGCCUGCGGAGAGUGAGACAGUCAUCUGGGUGAUCUAACACUUGAUUUCUUGAAAACAAAAACAAUAGACAUGAAAUGAUCAGUCUGCUCUAGGUGACGGCUCUCCACCCCACAACCAUUAUUCUUCCAAGGGAGCCACAGCAAAGAGUGAAGGGUUAAAGUUGGACUCUGUGAGUUUAUAUAUAUACAGCGUUGUGAUCGCUGUUUAAACCUUGCGAUGCCUUAGAAACUUGUUCUUUAUUUUUUGUCUUUUCACUCGUACCUUACUUAAUUUAGAAUACUGUGUUUUUAUCGAAGCAGGAGCUGCAAUUUCCAGCAGUCACACUGUGCCACAACCGAGUCAAACUAUUUCUUUGUUUCUAAGCCAAUGAAUACGAGUGAAGGAGAUUUAUUUUUGUUGUUGUUUCCAGUUGAGUGUGUGAAGCUGCUAUAACGAGUAAUGAAUGAAGGAACUUGACAGAUUUGUGUAUUACUAUUACUGCUUAUGACAUAACAGCACACAUAUCCUAUCCAUUUGGGUCCUGGUUUGGGAGGGGUUAUCAUACAGAUGCUGUUAUACAUCAAGUUAUCAAAUGAUAGACUAAAGCUUUCUUAUGUUUUCAAAGUUAUAUCUGUUGAAAUAUCGGUGGGUUUUUAAGUAUAGCGUGAACAUAUUUUAGUUCUGUACACAAAAGCCGAGGUGCUGUUCUUCUGUGUAGCGUUUAUCUUAGAAGUAAUUCAACACAGCCUUUCAAAUUAUUUCCUUAUAUUUCAGCAAAUCCAAUAUCUACAACCUUUUUGAUUGCAUUUUUCAUUUUGUGUGUGUUUUUUUUUGUUGGUUUGCCUUUAUCAAAUAGAGCAGGUCUUGGUGACAGUGAUCAGCCCUCUGCCUUCAGACGAGCUAAUUCACAUCAAAAUGGAGUCUGUCUUGCUCAUAUAUACAUAUAUAUAUGAGUUGAUUAUGUACAGUACAGUAUACAUAUAUAGCUCAUUAUCUUAAUGUGUCACUCAAGAGUGCUGGCCUGCUCCCUCAAAACUUUAUAUGCAGUAAAUCUUAAUGAUAUGCUAUUUUUUGUAUUGUAUGCCCCCUUCUCUUCUCUCCUUUUUGAGCUGAACUAGAAAAAGGGUUAAAAAAUGUCACUUCUGUAUCGUCCUCUGAUCAGCACAGGUCCAUGAGUGGAGAUUAAUAAUUGUGUCAAGCUGAAGCCACUGUAGUCAAAUUUCUCUAUCUGGACAAAUAAGUUAGUUCAGUUUGAGCCCAUAGCACAACGUGACAUAUCUCCAUGUGUCUAGUAAUCAUGUGUCAUAUUCUUCAUUUCUAUCCUUUUAAUGAUUGAAUGCUUUUUUAAUGAUUUGAUAGAAAUUCUGCCAUCUAGCUUUCUGACAUAAUUAUUUAAAACCCACAGAGUAAUGAUUCAAAUGGAGAUGUGAGGGUUUUAAGUUUACUCACUGAUACGAGGAAACAUGGUUUUAAAAUAUAUAUAUAUAUAUAUAUAUUUUCCCCUUUCUUUAUAUUUCCAUGUUUCUAUUUCAAGCACACACUCACAAAAAUCAUCAUGUCUUACUUUUGUUGUUUAACAAGUUAUCACACGGAGAGAAAUCUGCCACAUCAUUUCCACUAGUGCCCUUGUUACUGCAUGUUGACAGUCCACCUCUCCUCUUCACUUCUCUCCUCUCAUAACAGAUUUGAUUGUUGAUGAUAUAAAAGAAAAUCCCUUUACCCAGUGAGUGAGUGAGUGAGUGUCUGUACUGACAGGUGAGCGAGCUGAAACCAAAGAUGACUGCAUGGAAAGCUGUGAUGAUAGACGGACAAUUUGUGUGUGUGUGUGUGUGUGUGUGUGUGUGUGUGUGUGUGUGUGUGUUUGUGAUUGUGAAUGAUUUCUAGAACGCCAUAUCAUUUGAUCAUAAAGGAUAGCCCUGUCAUAAUUUCUUCCAAUUAACCAUUUGUAGCUUCUUUCUAUCUGUGAU
Molecule: messenger RNA, 4691 nt
Organism: Scomber japonicus (chub mackerel)
Lineage: Eukaryota; Metazoa; Chordata; Actinopteri; Scombriformes; Scombridae
Product: beta-1,4-galactosyltransferase 3
Exons: 7
Coding region: 1361-2533 (390 amino acids)
Biological process (GO): carbohydrate metabolic process
Molecular function (GO): glycosyltransferase activity
Source: RefSeq, a predicted model, not a curated record